AUGUCUGGCGCCGCGGAGCCGCCCAGUCUCCCUUCCGACGAUGAGAAAAAGCUCGGCGUCGAGCCUGGCGAGUUUGAGCCGGCCGCCGUCGUCCAUGACGGCCUGCCUCCGGACCCCGACGCGGGCUUGAGCGAUGAGGAACGCGCUGCCAUCGAUCGCAAACUGCUGUGGAAGCUGGAUCUGAAAUUGAUCCCUUGGCUGAGUUUCCUCUACCUAAUCUCCUUCCUUGACCGUACAAACAUCGGAAACGCAAAAAUCGACGGUCUGCAGGACGACCUGGGCAUGACCAACGGCCAGUACAAUGCCUCGCUGUCCAUCUUCUUCGUCUCGUACUCGCUUGCCGAGCCCCUCACCAACGUCCUACUAAAGCGCAUGCGGCCAAGCGUCUUCCUGCCCGCCAUCAUGUUCAUGUGGGGAAUCUGUAUGAUGACAAUGGGUUUGGUGCACAACUUUGCAGGCCUCGCCACCGCCCGUUUUUUCCUCGGCCUGACCGAGGCCGGUCUGUUUCCGGGAAUCAACUAUCUUUUGAGCUGUUGGUAUAAGAGGAGUGAAUUUGGAGUCCGCGCUGCCAUCUUCUUCUCGGCCGCCGCCCUCGCCGGCUCAUUCGGUGGGCUGCUGGCUGCCGCGAUAGCGCAGAUGGGAGGUGUCGGCGGAAAGCCCGGUUGGGCGUGGAUCUUUAUUCUCGAGGGCCUAGCCACGAUCCUGGUAGGAGGCAUCUCGUUUUGGAUGGUGCACGACUUCCCGGACGACGCCAAGUUUCUUUCCCCAGACGACCGAGCGCGUGUGAUCCGCCGGCUCAAGGCGGACAAGCAGAGCAGCGCCGAGCACGAGGAGUUCAAGAUGGAGUACUUCUGGGCUUCCGUCAAGGACUGGAAAACGUACGCGUUUGCAAUCAUCUACAUGGGAUGCGACGGCGCACUGUACGCCUUUUCGCUCUUCCUACCGACCAUAAUCAACGAGCUGGGCUACGCCAGCACGACCGCCAACCUCCUCUCCGUGCCGCCCUACGCAGCCGCGGCCAUCCUCACCGUCGCCGUCGGAUGGCUGGCUGACCGCACGCGCUUGCGCGGCUACUGCAACAUUGCCAUCUCCUUCCUCGGAAUCAUUGGGUUCGGCAUGCUGCUAGGCUCGACUUCACCCGCGGUCAAGUAUGCGGGCACCUUCCUAGGCGCAGCAGGCAUCUACCCGUGCGUCUCCAACACCAUCUCGUGGGCGUCCAACAACGUCGAGGGCGUUUAUAAGCGCGGCGUCACCCUCGGCUUUGUUAUCGGAUGGGGCAACCUCAACGGCGUCGUCAGCAGCAACAUAUACCGUCAGCAGGACCGCCCCCGCUACCUCGUCGGCCACGGCGUUGUGCUUGCUUACCUCGUCGCCUUCCUGCUCCUGGGCAGCGUUUUCACGCACCUGGCCCUGCGCCGCGAGAAUGCCCGCAGGCGCCGUGGCGAUCGCGACGUCUGGAUCGAGGGUAAGGGUGAGAAAGAGAUCGAGCUGCUGGGAGAUAUGAGGCCCGACUUCACCUACGUUUUGUAA
Diplodia corticola is the source of this 1530-nucleotide messenger RNA. RefSeq names its product mfs transporter. Bases 1 to 1530 code for a protein of 509 amino acids. The record is from RefSeq and is a predicted model, not a curated record. The transcript has 7 exons. Lineage: Eukaryota; Fungi; Ascomycota; Dothideomycetes; Botryosphaeriales; Botryosphaeriaceae. Gene Ontology annotation, biological process: transmembrane transport. Gene Ontology annotation, molecular function: transmembrane transporter activity. Gene Ontology annotation, cellular component: membrane.